Messenger RNA from Penicillium vulpinum, 1296 nucleotides. Its product is annotated as SPFH domain-containing protein. The coding region runs from base 1 to 1296 and encodes 431 amino acids. Lineage: Eukaryota; Fungi; Ascomycota; Eurotiomycetes; Eurotiales; Aspergillaceae. Gene Ontology annotation, cellular component: membrane. The record is from RefSeq and is a predicted model, not a curated record. The transcript is spliced from 2 exons.
AUGGAGGGUGCAUCCCGCCAAACGUCACGGCUACUCCGGCCUCGUGGCCAGAAACUCCUUCCCCAACGUCUCACACGAACCUCCGCAGUCAACGCCACACCCUUCGCCCAGAUUCAACGACGGACCCUGUCAAAUUCCCCUCAGCCUCUUGCCCCAGAAUCUCUUUUCAACACCUUCAAAAGUGGCGGUUCCUACAACGAGGGACCCACCAGCUAUUUCUCCAACCGACAGACCCUCCCCGCGAACACCGUUGUGCGAUUCGUGCCGCAACAGACAGCAUGGAUCGUCGAGCGCAUGGGAAAAUUCGACCGUAUCCUAGAACCCGGUCUCGCGAUCCUCGUGCCAUUCUUGGACCGAAUUGCUUACGUGAAGAGCUUGAAGGAGGCGGCUAUUGAAAUCCCCAGCCAGAACGCCAUCACGGCGGAUAAUGUCACUCUAGAGCUGGACGGUGUGCUAUAUACGCGUGUUUUCGAUGCAUACAAGGCAAGUUACGGUGUUGAGGAUGCAGAAUACGCUAUUUCGCAACUCGCGCAGACGACCAUGCGUUCCGAAAUCGGUCAGUUGACCCUCGAUCACGUUCUUAAGGAACGCGCCAAUCUCAAUACAAACAUCACCAAGGCUAUCAACGAGGCCGCCCAGGAAUGGGGUGUCGUCUGUCUCAGAUAUGAGAUUAGGGAUAUUCACGCGCCGGAGGGCGUCGUUGCUGCUAUGCACCGACAGGUUACGGCUGAGCGCUCCAAGCGAGCCGAGAUCCUCGAGUCUGAAGGUCAGCGCCAGAGCGCGAUCAACAUUGCCGAGGGUCGCAAGCAGUCUGUUAUUUUGGCUUCUGAGGCUCUGCGCGCUGAGAAGGUCAAUCACGCUUCUGGUGAAGCCGAGGCUAUCAAGCUUAAGGCCGAGGCUACCGCGCUCGGCAUUGACGCUGUUGCUCGUGCCAUCCAGGAGGGUGGCGACAAUGCCCACAACGCGAUUAGUCUCAGCGUCGCUGAGAAGUACGUUUCCGCUUGGUCGAACUUGGCUCGCGAGGGCACAGCAGUUGUUGUUCCCGGCAAUGUCGGUGAUAUGGGUGGCAUGAUCGCCAAUGCCAUGGCUGUCUAUGGCAAAGUCAGCGAGACCCAGGCCCGGAGUUUGGCGAAGAAAUCCCUUGGUGUCGAAGGCGCUUCUCGGUCAUCAGAGACGUCGCAGAGCAGCCAGGUGCCUACCUUCUUUGAGGGGGCUGAGAAGAACACACAGUCCGAUAUCGCCUCGCAAACCGCCGAGGAGGGAUUUGAGAUGGCUGGCCUUGAACAAAAGAAAUAG